Molecule: messenger RNA, 3968 nt
Organism: Scomber scombrus (Atlantic mackerel)
Lineage: Eukaryota; Metazoa; Chordata; Actinopteri; Scombriformes; Scombridae
Gene: edem3
Product: ER degradation enhancer, mannosidase alpha-like 3
Exons: 21
Coding region: 1086-3815 (909 amino acids)
Biological process (GO): carbohydrate metabolic process; endoplasmic reticulum mannose trimming; mannose trimming involved in glycoprotein ERAD pathway
Cellular component (GO): endoplasmic reticulum; membrane
Molecular function (GO): mannosyl-oligosaccharide 1,2-alpha-mannosidase activity; calcium ion binding
Source: RefSeq, a predicted model, not a curated record
UAAGGCAGGCUAGCUUAGCGAAAUAGCCGCAUACGGUGAAAAUACCCUCAACAACACCUCGAAAGACAGAAAAGAUACCGAGGUCUGGUCGUCUGUCAAACAAUGGAUGAGUUUCUUUUGUCGAUAUCUGUUAUUUUGUUAAUAUGUCCGGUGCCACCAGCUAGGCGAGUUAGCACUACCGGCUAACUGGCUAAUUAAACCCUGACAAGUGCUCGGCUGCUUGUCUGACUAGCUGACGGAAGAAAAAACUGUCAGGAGGAGGAAAUUAUUAACUAAUAAUCACACCAGAGUGAUAAGAAGGAGCCGGUAUGAACAGGAGCUUUCAAGGACUGCGGGUGUAUCAGCUAAGUUGGUUAAAUUGGUUGUAACAUUAGGUGGUUUGGAGUAAGUAAACUCUGUUAUAGAUAUUAUAGAGAUAACACUCGACGUUUCUUCUUUUAACAUGACAGUGGGUCUUGAUAACUGAAAAGCCUAGAAGUUGCCUUGAAAUUGUAAGCACCUGGAAGUAACAUUGGUGUAAAUGUCAUAUUUAGGUGGAUUUCCUUUGAUUUAAUGGCAUUUCUUUAAGGCACAUUUACAUGUAACGUUUUGUUAUUUGCAUGCCAACGUGUCGCACGCCCUGUUUACAUCAGUUUAGGUCCGGGUUACAGCUUGGAAAAGUAAAUAAGUCUGACAGACAACCCUGCUCACAGCACUCGCGACAACUUUGCACUAGUGGUACAUCUGGUACAUCUCUAUCAGUUAUACCUAGAUAUUUGAUUACUUGAAAUAACAACAUUCCUUUAAAGUAUUUCAUCUGUAAGGUGUACUUAUUGAAGCGCACAUUGUACAUAGUCACCAGAUGGAGCGUAUGCAACCGAGACUGAACAACAAAGUUGGGAUAUUUCAUGAUACUUUUUGUAAACAUUGAUGAUAUGAUCUUAGAGGUAUAAUGUUGAUAAGAAGGUGUAGCUUUGUGUUUCUUUAGUGUUUUUUGGUAGUGUGAGCUGUUGGAAAAGGGUGGCGGGGAUGACAGUGUAUUUGCUCACUGACUGACUGAAAGCCAAACCGUAGUUGUAUUGCUUUAAUUUUCCCCACUUACCACAAUGCCGCCUGUACUGUUCAUAUUGAUGCUGCUCGGAGCAUUAUUUAGCUCCGGACAAGCCAUGUCACGAGAGGAGAAGCACAAGUUGAGGAACCAAGUGGUCGAGAUGUUUGACCAUGCCUAUCAGAAUUACAUGGACCAUGCAUAUCCAGCAGAUGAGCUGAUGCCUCUAACAUGCAGAGGAAGAGUACGUGGGCUAGAACCCAGCCGAGGUGAUGUAGACGACGCACUGGGAAAGUUCUCACUGACUCUCAUAGACACUCUGGAUACUCUUGUGCUUUUGAACAAGACGACAGAAUUUGAGGCUGCAGUGAGGAGAGUUCUGUCAGAUGUGAGGCUGGACAAUGACAUCGUGGUGUCCGUUUUUGAAACCAACAUUCGAGUCCUUGGUGGUCUUUUAGGAGGGCACUCUAUGGCUGUGAUGCUGAAGGAGGGAGGUCAACACAUGCAGUGGUACCAGGAUGAGCUCCUGCAUAUGGCCAAAGACCUGGGCCUCCGACUGCUGCCGGCAUUUAACACCAGCAGUGGCCUGCCUUACCCCCGGGUGAACUUGAAAUAUGGUGUCAGGGGUCCUGAGACGAGGACUGGCACAGAAACAGACACUUGCACAGCGUGUGCAGGGACCAUCAUACUGGAGUUUGCCGCCUUAAGUCGCUUCACUGGGGAUCCUGUGUUUGAGGCCCAUGCCCGGAGAGCCCUGGACUUCCUGUGGGAGAAGAGACAGAGGAACAGCAAUCUGGUGGGAACCACCAUCAACAUCCACUCUGGAGAGUGGGUUCGCAGAGACAGCGGAGUAGGAGCAGGAAUUGACUCAUACUAUGAAUAUCUGCUAAAGGCCUACGUCCUUUUGGGAGAUGACCAGUUUCUGCAGCGGUUUAAUAUUCACUAUGCAUCUAUAAUGAAGUACAUUAGCCAACCUCCUUUGCUGCUGGAUGUCCACAUCCACAAACCUCUGCUUCCUGCACGCACCUGGAUGGACUCUCUGCUGGCUUUCUUCCCGGGACUGCAGGUGUUGAAGGGGGAUAUCCGUCCGGCCAUCGAGACUCAUGAAAUGUUAUAUCAAGUUACCAAGAAACACAACUUCCUCCCAGAGGCCUUCACUACUGAUUUCAGGGUACAUUGGGCCCAGCAUCCCCUGAGGCCUGAGUUUGCAGAGAGCACCUAUUUUCUUUACAAGGCCACAGGAGACCCGUACUACCUGGAGGCAGGUCGCACUAUCCUGGACAACCUCAAUCGCUUUGCUCGUGUUCCCUGCGGCUUCGCUGCAAUGAAGGAUGUGCGCACCGGGAGCCACGAGGACCGAAUGGAUUCAUUCUUCCUUGCGGAGAUGUUUAAAUACCUUUUCCUGCUGUUUGCUGACCCGGAGGACCUGCCUUUUGACGUGGAGGACUAUAUCUUUACAACUGAGGCACACCUGUUGCCUCUGUCUCUUUCCACGGCCCCUCACUCUUCAUCUAUUCCCUCAAAUAGAACGACGGAGGGGGAGCUGGACGACUCUAAUUUUGAUUGGACCUGCCCGAACACCCGCCUCCUGUUUCCUGACCCCGCCUUCCCUCGUAACCUGAGGGAACCCAUCCGUAGCGCCGUGGAUAAGAGCUGUCCCCGCCCUGCUGUUUACCGGGAGCCUGGCAUGGGCCGUCCGCCCCUGAGAGCUCAGGACUUCAUGGCAAACAACCCUGAACAUCUGGAGCUGCUUAGGAGGAUGGGAGUCAGUCUCAUCCACCUGAAAGAUGGCAGGGUGCAGCUUGUACAGCACGCUACGCAGGCAGUGAGCGCUGUAGCUGCAGAGGACGGUGUGCGUUUCAUGCAGGAGAUGAUGGAGCUGUCCAGCCAGCAGCAGAAAGAGCAACUGCCUCCCAGAGCCAUUCAGAUCGUCUCACAUCCAUUCUUUGGCAGGGUUGUGCUGACCGCUGGCCCAGCGCAGUUUGGCACCGACCUUUCCAAAAGUACCACAGGAGUACGAGGCUUUGUGACUGUGGCUGAACCCUACAGUGGCUGUACUGAGAUAACUAAUGCUGAUUACGUCCAGGGCCACAUUGCCCUGCUCCAGAGGGGUCAGUGUAUGUUUGCAGAGAAGGCCCGACACAUCCAGAAGGCUGGUGCCAUUGGAGGCAUUGUCAUUGAUGACAACGAGGGCAGCAGCAGUGACACGGCUCCCCUCUUUCAGAUGGCCGGGGAUGGCCGCAGCACAGAUGACAUCACUUUGCCACUUCUCUUCCUCUUCCACAAGGAGGGCAACAUCCUGCUGGAGGCGCUGAAGGAGUACAGGGAGGUGGAGGUGUUGCUGAGUGACAAAGCCAGAGACCGAGCAGCCAUAUUCAAAGGUAAACCUCUUCCUGGCAGCCUGAUUGAGGGCAGUGUGGACGUGCAAGAAGCAGAGGAGGAUUGCCUAACUGAGGCAACCACUCCCACCUCCUUUGCACCUACUACCCAAUCGCAAAUCAGCACGGUGGAGCUAGACGAAUCUUCUCCUGAGGAUGUUCCGCCAUCAGGGGAGGAAGUUUCUCCUGUAGAGGAAGACACUAGUCCCACAGAGGAAGUUAGUCCAAAGGAAGAGGUAGCUCAUCCCACAAAGGCAGAAACUGAUGUGCCACAACCUAAAGAGGAGAAAGACUCGAAAGAGGAGCACAAGGGCGACACAGACUCCAGCAGCCAGUCAGUGGAUGAACUGCUAGCUGAUUGGCGGGAAGACUUGGAGGCGUUCCAGCAGAUGGAGAAGGAUGAGCUCUGAUAGUUGUCCGACACAUCGUGCCCUGUGACUGUGGUUUGAUCCCACCGUGGGAAGAAACCCGGAGGGAGCACAUCUUCACACGUCACCAGCCUCAAUCAAACACUGAAGAAAUGAGAAGAAGCAGAAGAGAAGCCUUUUUUUUUUCUUUUUCUU